This is a messenger RNA of Microthlaspi erraticum, 966 nucleotides long. NCBI's taxonomy places the organism in Eukaryota, Viridiplantae, Streptophyta, Magnoliopsida, Brassicales, Brassicaceae. The record is from the annotation of a GenBank genome assembly.
AUGGAAUCGCUACCAGACGAUGUAAUAGAGCACAUACGAGAGAGACUUGAUGUGAAAGCCCUAAACAAGUUCAAGUCUGUGUCCAAGCAAUGGAAACAUACUAUCGAAUCCCCUUCUUUCCAAAAGAGACAGUUGUUGCGUCGUAAGCAAUCAGGAGAUCCACACGUCCUUUUGGUGUCCACACAUGACGUGUUUCUCCAUACAGACGUUGAACCUCUGAGAACGUUGGUGGUAGGGUCAUCAGCUUCCGUCAAGAUCCCUAAUCCUUGGAAGAAGAACAAGAAGUUUUACGAGGUUUGCAAGAAUAGUUGUGACGGUCUAAUAUGCCUCUACAAUCGCUAUGAUCCGAGUAUCGUGUUCAAUCCAACCACUCGUUGGCAUCGAACUUUCCCUUUGUGCAACUAUCAACUAGAAGCUCUCGAGAGGAUGAGCGAAUUCCCACCGCUUUCUCCUGGAUUCGGUAAAGACAAGAUCAAUGGCACGUACAAGACAGUUUGGUUAUACAAUAUUCGCGAUAACCUAAUCAUGCAUACCACACGUAAAACUAUUUGUGAGGUUUUUGAUUUUACCACAAACGCUUGGAGGGGCGUUGCCCGGUCUUCCCGUGAACAGAUUCGUUACACGCAAGCUCCUGUGUAUGUAGAUGGGUCACUUCACUGGUUCACUAGAAGUGAAUACAAGGUUUUGUCUUUGGAUCUUCACACCUUGACUUUCAAAGUCAUGUCUAACACUCCUUUUCUUCACGGCUCGCAUUCGGACUCGAGCGAGGUUACCAUGUUCAGUCUGGAUGGUCGUUUGUGCGUGUCCGAGCAAGUUUUGGCCGAGCAAGUUAUAUGGUCGUUCGAUUCAGAAUCCGAGACAUGGAUGAGAAGAUAUUCGAUAGGUCUACGUAGUCUCGUCUUGGGGAGGGAGAUUCACACUCACACCACUAGCGGUUUUGGGGAAGAAGAAGUUGUUGUUUUAUGA